AUGUGCCGUCAAAACUUGCUACUCCUCUUAGGCGGCUUGCUGGGGUUAAGCCAGGCUCGCCAGCCAGGAUUCAGCAUCCACCACGAUCUUCUAGCAUAUCCUCAGUUCGAGGUAGUCUUCUCCGAAUCAUACAUAUCAGAAACCGAUGCGCAGGCCUUAGUUGAAAAGGCUAGCCCCUCUCCCACCAACUAUGACGCCAACUUGCCAGGCCAGACCGAUAUAAUAUCUAAUAUACAACCUGCUAAGGAUGGGGCCGACGCUGAUAGCAGUAUCGGUGACAGCGACCGAAAUCUCGCCGAGUCCUACGAGAUCAUGACUGCUCCUCCCCAUCGCUACCUAUGUGCCAUACCGGUUAUUGAAUCUCCUCCCGCACCUAACAAGACAGCCACUGAGCUAGCCAAGGCCGAGGAGGCCCGCGAACUCGCAAGAGCUUCGGCUCACGGUUGGGAUCUCAUCAACGGUCUUGACGGCAACUGUCUUUACUAUAUGUCUGGUUGGUGGAGCUAUAGCUUUUGCUACGGCCGUGACGUUGUGCAAUUUCAUGCGCUUCCCGCCAGCGUCAAGAGCGGUCCCCCCAUGAGAGACCCCAAUACUGCAGAAUACGUCCUUGGAAGAGUUCCUGCUCCGCACUCCACUACACGCUCUUCGCGCCGCGGACAACCUGUACCCGCGGGUGACAAGGGGCAGGCUGCUACGACACCGCCGAAUACAGAACUCCAGGUCAAGGGCGACCAGCGGUAUUUGGUUCAGAAAAUGGCGGACGGCACUAUAUGUGAUCUGACUGGUCGAGAACGGACGAUCGAAAUACAAUACCAUUGCAGUCCAGGCAGCACCCAGGAUCGUAUUGGUUGGAUCAAAGAGGUGACAACAUGCGCAUACCUUAUGGUAGUCCAUACCCCUCGUCUGUGCGUAGACGUUGCUUUCCAGCCACCCAAGGAGGAGAAGGCGAAUAUUAUUAGCUGUCGCACCAUCGUGUCGCAAGCAGAGGAGGCAGAUUGGCACGCGCAAAAGACGCUGGAAGCUCAGUCGGCUAUGGUAGGCCAAGCCAAAGGAGAGGCGAAAGCUCCCAUCACUAUUGGUGGAAUCGUGGUUGGAGGGCGGCAGAUGCUCGGACGGGGCGAAGACGGAAAGGCUGCACAUCAGCUAGCUCCUCCACGAAACUUCCGAAGUUCGAACAUCCCUUCUUUAAUCGAGGUGGUGGCCAAGGGGGCCAGCAAAGAGGAAGGUAGUAAGGUCGAAAUACUCACUGACGAGGAACUAGCUAAGCUAGAUCUCAACCCCGAGAUGAUCGAGGAACUGAGGAAAGAGCUGCAAAAGCUAGCAGGAGAUAGGGGCUGGAAACUCGAGGUUGUCGAAGUUCCAGGGGACGGCCGGGAGAUUCACAGUGUGGUUGAUACCGACGAAGUUAAGAAAUCCGAUGAUGAUGACGAAAACAAGGAAGCAGGCAGCGAGGAGAAAUUCUUCAAGGAGGAGUUGUGA
This is a messenger RNA of Daldinia loculata, 1479 nucleotides long. Its product is annotated as glucosidase II beta subunit-like protein-domain-containing protein. NCBI's taxonomy places the organism in Eukaryota, Fungi, Ascomycota, Sordariomycetes, Xylariales, Hypoxylaceae. Gene Ontology annotation, biological process: retrograde protein transport, ER to cytosol; endoplasmic reticulum unfolded protein response. The record is from RefSeq and is a predicted model, not a curated record. Gene Ontology annotation, cellular component: endoplasmic reticulum lumen. The coding region runs from base 1 to 1479 and encodes 492 amino acids. The transcript is spliced from 2 exons.